GUCUGACGCAACUCUGUGGGUGUGGCCUAAUCCGCGUUCCUGAGCAGUUUUUGUGAGUGGCGGCGCUGCUCGGCUCGGUUCUCCGGGAAAUGUGGCGCUCAUGUGCGGCCGGAGGGAGAAAGAAGACGCUCGCUGGAUCGGAGCCGGUAAUCCAUCAUGAUUCCCAUCACUGAGUUACGGUAUUUUGCUGACACCCAGCCGGCGUACCGGAUCCUGAAGCCAUGGUGGGACGUCUUCACCGACUACAUCUCCAUCGUCAUGCUCAUGAUCGCUGUGUUUGGGGGAACGCUGCAGGUGACCCAGGAUAAGAUGAUCUGCCUGCCCUGUAAGUGGGUGGGGGAGACUGGGUGUGCGGAAUUUAACGUCAGUGCCAGGCCCAACACGGAGCCGCGGGGGAUCCAGUAUGAACUGGACAGACACCAGUAUAACUAUGUGGAUGCCGUGUGCUACGAGAACAAGCUGCACUGGUUCGCCAAGUACUUCCCCUACCUGGUGCUGCUGCACACUCUCAUCUUCCUGGCCUGCAGCAACUUCUGGUUCAAGUUCCCCCGGACCAGCUCCAAGCUGGAGCACUUCGUCUCCAUCCUGCUCAAGUGCUUCGACUCCCCCUGGACCACGCGGGCGCUCUCCGAGACAGUGGUGGAGGAGACCGACACCAAGCCCCCGGGCAAGGCUGAUGGUUUUACCGAUAAGAAAACAUCCAGCAUUAGCGACCAGGACGUGGAGGCCAGUGUGCCCAUGCUGCAGCGGACUAAAUCCCGCAUAGAGCAGGGCAUCGUGGAUCGCUCCGAGACGGGUGUGCUGGAUAAGAAAGAAGGAGAACAGGCCAAGGCCCUGUUUGAGAAGGUCAAGAAGUUCCGCAUCCACGUGGAAGAGGGCGACAUCGUUUACCGCCUCUACAUUCGCCAGACCAUCAUCAAGGUCAUCAAGUUCAUCCUCAUCAUCAGCUACACAGCCUACUACGUGCAGUUCAUCAGCUUCAACGUCAAGUGCCAGGUGGACAUCGAGCGCCUAACGGGUUACAGGAUGUACUACUGCGCCCACCCGCUGGCCACGCUCUUCAAGAUCCUGGCCUGGUUCUACAUCUCGCUGGUCAUCGUCUACGGCCUCAUCUGCAUGUACACGCUGUGCUGGAUGCUGGGCCGCUCGCUCAAGCUCUACUCGUUCGAGUCCAUCCGCGAGGAGAGCAGCUACAGCGACAUCCCGGACGUCAAGAACGACUUCGCCUUCAUGCUGCACAUGAUCGACCAGUACGACCCGCUCUACUCCAAGCGCUUCGCCGUCUUCCUGUCCGAGGUCAGCGAGAACAAACUGAGGCAGCUCAACCUCAACAACGAGUGGACUCUGGAGAAACUGCGCCAACGGAUCACCAAGAACUCACAGGAGAAGCUGGAGCUUCAUCUCUUCAUGCUGAGCGGCAUUCCCGACACCGUCUUCGACCUGCUGGAGCUCGAGGUGCUGAAGUUGGAGCUGAUCCCAGACGUCACCAUCCCGCCAAUCAUCGCCCAGUUGUCCAAUCUGCGAGAGAUGUGGCUGUACCACACUCCGGCUAAAAUCGAGGCCCCAGCCCUGGCCUUCUUGAAAGAGAACCUUAAAUCACUCCACAUAAAAUUCACAGACAUUAAAGAGAUCCCGCUGUGGAUCUACAGCCUGAAGAACCUGAGCGAGCUUCACCUCACUGGCAACCUGAGCGCCGACAACAACCGCUACAUCGUCAUCGACGGCCUGCGAGAACUGAAGAGGCUCAAAGUGCUGAGGCUCAAGAGCAAUCUGACCAAGCUGCCUCAGGUGGUGACAGACGUGGGUGUUCACCUGCAGAAGCUCUCCAUCAAUAACGAGGGCACCAAGCUGAUGGUGCUCAACAGUCUAAAGAAGAUGGUGAACCUGACGGAGCUGGAGCUGGUGCGCUGUGACCUGGAGCGCAUCCCACACUCCAUCUUCAGCCUCCACAACCUACAGGAGAUUGAUCUGAAGGACAACAAUCUAAAGACCAUCGAGGAGAUCAUCAGCUUCCAGCACCUUCACCGGCUGGUGUGUCUGAAGCUGUGGUACAAUCAAAUCGCCUACAUCCCCAUUCAGAUAGGCACGCUCACCAACAUGGAGCGCCUCUACUUGAACCGCAACAAAAUCGACAAGAUCCCCAGCCAGCUGUUCUUCUGCCGCAAGCUACGCUUCCUGGAUCUCAGCCACAACAACCUGACCAGCAUCCACCCUGACAUAGGACUCCUGCAGAACCUGCAGUACUUUGCUGUUACAGCGAACAGGAUUGAGACUCUACCGCCCGAGUUGUUCCAGUGUAAGAAGCUGCGGACCCUGAACUUGGGAAACAACUGCCUGACCACUCUGCCGUCCCGUUUCGGCGAGCUGACUGGUCUGACCCAGCUGGAGCUGCGGGGUAACCGGCUGGAGGGCUUACCUGUGGAGCUGGCUGAGUGCCGGCUGCUGAAGCGCUCAGGCCUGGUGGUGGAGGAAGACCUGUUCAAAACCCUCCCCACUGAGGUGAAGGAGCAGCUGUGGAGAGCAGAUAAGGAACAAGCCUGAGAGAGCCUGGAGGAAACUGGGGCCGAGAGAAGACUGGAAGCAGGAGGGACUCUUUACUUAUUUUUAUUAUUAUUUUUUUUUUAUAGUAUUUUUUAUUGAUUUCAUUUGGUUUUGUUUUAACUGAAGAGAAAGAACAAGGUUGAUCCUUGUCUAAACCCAACAACAAAAAGAAUUAAGAAAGGAGGGUGGAGAACAAACACAGACAGUGCAACACACACACACAGUGCCACUGGCCAUCAGCGAACAAACAUUCUACAUACAAUUUAAAAGCUAAAUUGUACACACUAUAUCUACAGACCCCCAAAGCUGACUGGCCUAACAGACCACCACCAACAAGCUGAAUGUUCUCCUACAACGUGCCACAUAAACACAUCACAAUCUCUACGAACAAACCUAACAAAAAAAACUAAAAUCUUUAUACAGAACACUUCUCUGAGCAGCGAAGGACUUUUAGCAUUUUGUUUUAUGCUUUUUUUUAUUAUUCCUUUUUUUUUUUAAGAUGUUUGUGGACCGAAUGGUUGCCAAUAAUAAAGGGAAUGUUAUGAUGCAACGCUGUUGUGUAAAAAGACCAUCAUCGUGGCAACGUGCCUACGCUCUAAUAUGGCCUUAACUCUUAGGAGCCGAAUGCCUGAAAUCGAACUGAACAUUUCUGAUUAUGGUUUUAUAACGUUUUUGCAACAAAAUAGAAAAAGAAAAAAAACUGAUGUGGACAAAUGCAAACUGGUAUGGAUUUGCAUAAGACGUGCGUUAACUGUUUUUUAUUAACAGAUUAUGAUUUAUUUUUAGUUUGAGAAGUUUGUUUUUGUCGUCCCAGGGACUGUGUAACAUGACACUUAACAGAUAUGGAAAUAAAAAACUUUGGGAGAUGA
This is a messenger RNA of Astyanax mexicanus (Mexican tetra), 3410 nucleotides long. RefSeq names its product leucine rich repeat containing 8 VRAC subunit Aa (gene lrrc8aa). The transcript has 8 exons. Lineage: Eukaryota; Metazoa; Chordata; Actinopteri; Characiformes; Acestrorhamphidae. Gene Ontology annotation, molecular function: protein binding. The record is from RefSeq and is a predicted model, not a curated record. Bases 157 to 2541 code for a protein of 794 amino acids.